Molecule: messenger RNA, 1404 nt
Organism: Cheilinus undulatus (humphead wrasse)
Lineage: Eukaryota; Metazoa; Chordata; Actinopteri; Labriformes; Labridae
Product: beta-1,3-galactosyltransferase 2-like
Exons: 2
Coding region: 213-1181 (322 amino acids)
Cellular component (GO): membrane
Molecular function (GO): N-acetyl-beta-D-glucosaminide beta-(1,3)-galactosyltransferase activity
Source: RefSeq, a predicted model, not a curated record
CCUCAUGUUCCUCUGUGUUUACAGCCUAGAGCUUCUGGUGUGGAUCACUGAACAUGUUUAUCUCUUAUUACUGUCUUUUUAACAAGGCAAUGCUUUAGCAAUCAUACAGACAAACAGCAGACUCAGUGAGGAUGAACGUGUGGAGGGAAAUGUCACUUCUGAGAGGAGUCAAGCUGCAGGACUGAGCUGCUACUUCCUGAAAUAAACAAGUAAUGGAGAAGUGGAGGAAACACUGUAAACACAUUUUCAUCUUCAUCCUUGGAGUGGUGACAAUCCUCUUCUUCUACCUCAACUCUGUGAAGAAGUCAGAAACCUGGGAGCCUCCCUUUGUGGAUCCUGGACCGUACCAUGUCGCCUAUCCAAGGAACUACAAAUUCAUCAUGGACGACACAAGGACCUGUAGACACACAACUCCUUUCCUGGUCCUGAUGGUCCCUGUCGCACCUGGCAACACGGCCGCUCGAGACACCAUCAGGAGGACGUGGGGGAACGAGAAGCUGGUCCUGGGUCAGCUGGUGGAGACUCUCUUCAUCGUCGGCCUGCCUGGAGGAGCCGACGCUGAGCAGACGCAGGAGAAGCUUGAACAGGAGAACCAGCAGCACCACGACCUGAUCCAGAGCGACUUCCAGGACAGCUACCGUAAUCUGACCAUCAAGACGAUGAUGAUGCUGGAGUGGCUGUCUGCUCACUGCGUCAAAGCCUCCUACGUCUUAAAGAUCGACUCAGAUAUGUUACUCCAUGUCCAGAAUUUGGUCAAACUUCUACUUGAUCCAAACACACCCAAACAGAACUACAUGUCAGGUUUGGUUUGGUGGCACAGUCCAGUUUUAAGAGACCGGUCCAACAAGUUCUACAUGCCCAGGGAGGUGAUUGCAGAGCCGGAGUACCCUCCUUAUCCUCUGGGCAUGGCCUAUGUCAUAUCCUUGGAUCUGCCUGGAAAAAUCCUGGAAGUUUCCCCCCACAUUAAACCACUCUACAUAGAGGAUGUUUACCUGGGAAUGUGCCUGAAACGCCUGGGCAUUUCCCCCACAGACCCUCCUGAAAAGACCAUGUUUGUUGUCGACCCUGUGCACCCGCUGAGCAGCUGCAGCCUCUCUAAAGUGAUCGCAGUGACGACGAAAAGUGUCUCACAGAUGAUGAGUUACUGGGAGAGGAGCAGACAGCCAGACGCUAAAUGCUGAGUUUCAUCAGGUUUACUAAGAUUUAAGCUAGACUCCUUUGUGAGGGACGCUGUAACUGCCAGACAGAUUUUUAGCUUUUAUAUUAUAUUAGCUAGAUCAAUGGUUUUCAAACUUUUUCGCUCAAGGCACACCUAAGGUUAAGCCAAAAAUCUCAAGGCACACCAUAUUUAAAUUGAUAUAAAAUAAACUUUUCUGGGGCCCAGCCAACUGGGGGAUCAUGGAG